AUUUUUUUCCGUAAUUUUAAGAACAGAAGGGGGGUGGGGUGUAGGUUGAUUUUGAGAAGACGAGGUUGGGGGCGAGGGCGUCGUCACAGGACAUGCAAACUGAACGAUAAGAUAACAAAUUGAUAAAGGCAAAGUCAUUGUAUUCGCGGGAUUUUUCAUGGAGGCUUUAGCAGUAGCAGCUUCUGCUUCUGUCUACCCUUCUUCUUCUACUUCCAACGGUAUCAGAAACACUAUUUGCUCUUCUAAGCCCUCCAUUCUUCAGGCAUUGCGAUCAAAUUCGUUGCCCAUAAAGAUUGUAGAAGCACGAUUGUGGAGUCCUUUAUCAUGUACAUGGAGAAAUUCCAGUGAUAGGCCAAGAAACUUUGGUCUGGUUAGCAAUUUGGAUAGAUUUCCUAAAAACAGUUCCUUGUUUCAGCCAAUAUUGGGGCUUAAUAAAAGCUUUUCAUUUCUGUGUGGUUUGUUGUCGCCAAGUUGUGGAUUCCUUCUCAAAUUGUGGAAAUCUACUGCCAGUCCUAAAAAUGUAAUUUGUUGCUCAGAAAAACUUAAACAUACAUCUGUUCUUUUUGCCCGGUUGGUUGUUGGAGCAAUGCUGGUUAUGUCAGUUUCUGUUGCUGUUAGCAAGACUACUUCCUGGGCCCUCUCUGAAGAAAAUAUUAUUUUCUUGGAGGCAUGGAGAACAAUUGAUCGUGCUUAUGUUGAUAAAACUUUUAAUGGCCAAAGUUGGUUUCAAUACAGAGAAACUGCUCUGCGCAAUGAACCAAUGAACACAAGAGAAGAGACCUGGGAUGCUCAAAUAACCAUGCUGGUGGAGAGGAAAUCAUUGACCUCGCGAUGGAAGCCUGAAGACGUGGCUAUAAGGAAGAUGCUUGCCACAUUGGAUGAUCCUUUCACUCGAUUUUUGGAGCCCAAAAAGUUCAAGAGUUUGCGGUCCGGAACCCAAGGUGCUCUUACAGGUGUUGGGUUGUCAAUUGGUUACCCUACAGGAUUUGAUGGACCAUCUGCUGGACUUCUUGUUAUUUCAGCCACUCCUGGAGGUCCUGCAAAUAGGGCUGGGAUAUCAUCUGGCGAUGUGAUCUCAGCAAUUGAUGAUACAAGUACAGAAACCAUGGGCAUAUAUGAUGCAGCAGAACGCUUGCAGGGGCCUGAGGGAAGUUUGGUGAAACUAACUGUUCGUAGUGGACUUGAAACUAAGCACCUAUCUUUGAUGCGAGAAAAAGUCUCACUGAAUCCGGUGACAGCCAGACUAUGUCAGAUGCCUGGUUUGGGGAAGGAUGCCCCAAGAAUUGGAUAUAUUAAAUUAACAUCAUUCAACCAAAAUGCUUCUGGUGCUGUCAAGGAAGCAAUUGAAACAUUGAGGAGUAAUAAUGUUAACGCCUUUGUGUUGGAUCUUCGAGAUAAUAGUGGUGGUCUUUUCCCAGAAGGAAUUGAGAUUGCCAGGAUUUGGUUGGAGAAAGGUGUCAUCGUGUAUAUUUGUGAUAGUCGUGGUGUUCAAGAUAUAUAUGACACAGAUGGAAGCAAUGCAAUAGCAGCGUCAGAACCACUAGCUGUGCUGGUGAACAAGGGAACUGCAAGUGCAAGUGAAAUAUUAGCAGGAGCACUGAAGGACAAUAAACGUGCAGUGCUUUUUGGGGAACCCACAUUUGGGAAAGGCAAGAUUCAGUCAGUUUUUGAGCUAUCUGAUGGCUCUGGCUUGGCUGUUACAGUUGCUCGUUAUGAGACCCCUUCUCACAGUGAUAUUGACAAGGUUGGUGUGAUUCCAGACCACCCUCUACCCAUGCCGUUUCCCAAGGACGAGGAUGGGUUUUGUGGCUGCCUCCAGGACCCUGCAUCAGCUUGCUAUCUAAACAGAGCUGGGCUAUUUUCACAAUGACAUAAUUCUUUGCAAAAUUGUAAAGCACAUUCUUUGGGGGGAUUAUUAGUUUGUGUGAAACGUACUUUUUAGCAGUCCCAAUGCUAAGAUUUGUGUUUAGGAGGAUGAUGUUGGAACAGUGGAUUUGAAUUUUUCUCAUUCAAUCCGAACACAAUGCAAAAUUGCAUUGAUUUUGGUGAAUUCCACAAAUUCAAAUCUUAAGCUUGAAUUCAGCAUAGUGAACAUUUCAAUAAAUGUAGGGGAAUGGGAAAUAUUAAGGAGAAAAAAAGUGUUGGGUCUCGGGCUGUCUUUCACUUCUAAUGUACAGCAUAUUUUGCUCUGAUAAUUUUUCAAGAGUAAUUUCCGAUGCU
Malania oleifera is the source of this 2220-nucleotide messenger RNA. RefSeq names its product carboxyl-terminal-processing peptidase 2, chloroplastic. The record is from RefSeq and is a predicted model, not a curated record. Gene Ontology annotation, biological process: proteolysis. The transcript has 14 exons. Gene Ontology annotation, molecular function: protein binding; serine-type peptidase activity; endopeptidase activity. Lineage: Eukaryota; Viridiplantae; Streptophyta; Magnoliopsida; Santalales; Ximeniaceae. Bases 158 to 1870 code for a protein of 570 amino acids.